Acanthochromis polyacanthus (spiny chromis) is the source of this 2230-nucleotide messenger RNA. It is a transcript of the gene ccdc197, whose product is annotated as coiled-coil domain-containing protein 42 like-2. Bases 1 to 1377 code for a protein of 458 amino acids. NCBI's taxonomy places the organism in Eukaryota, Metazoa, Chordata, Actinopteri, Pomacentridae. The record is from RefSeq and is a predicted model, not a curated record. The transcript is spliced from 9 exons.
AUGGAGCAGAACCGCCUCCCCAGCUGUUGCCAUGACAACAGCGAAACGAUCCCGGCGCAUUCCCCGCUGUCUGGCCCGCGGUUACCAGGCAACAGCUACACAAAUCCAGGAAAACAUCCGGAGGAGACCAUCGAUCGUCCCUCCGAUCGGCCGAACGUGGAGCGAACUGCAGGACGAGUUUCCUCAGAACUCCUGGACGGUGCAUCCACUGACACCAUGACGACAUGCUCACUUCCGGUGUUAGUAGACGGCAGCGGUUCUCGACCAAAUGUCAAAGCGGAAAACGGAAUAAGAAACGUUUUUGUAACACAGUCGGUGGACAACAGUCAUAGAAAGGAAGAACAUGUGAGCCAGACACCUGCAGCAACAGAGACUUCGAGCAGACUUCGAGAGGCAGGAGUGUACACUUUGCAAAAGAGCCUGGUUCUGAAGAAACAGGCCGAGUUGAGCGAAGUGGACAAGCGACUCGCACUCAAACGGCAAGAAUUUAAGGAGAGUGUGGAGGCUCUGGCACAGAGAAGGUCUGAGCUGGAGGAGAAACAACAGCAGACUAAAGAAAAAGUGAUGAAAUUUGAGAAGUUUGUGGCUGAAAAUGAACUGAAACGACGUCGAAUGCUGAAGACGUGUGAAGCAACACGGGAGCAGAACAUUUUGAAAAAGAGAGAGAUAGAAGAUUUGACAGAACAACUGAAACACCUUAGAGUCAGAAAGCAAGUAUUAAAGGAGAGAAUGACAAAAUACAAAAUCUAUGAGGACUACUUGAUGAAAACACUGGAAAACCUCCCAGGCAAUUACCUUGAUAACGGGUCUGAAUCUCUGGUUAUGCCCAUCAUCCGCCGCCAUGAGACUCUGUCCAUCACCCACCAGGAGCUGCUGCAGCGUUUUGGCCGGAUGGAGGAGCAGGUGGAGCAGGGCCACCGGCAGCUGCAGAACAUGAAGCAGGAGCACAGCAUAAAGAAGCUGAUGGCCAGGAAAGAAGUGUCUGAACUCCAGAGUGAGUUAGAAACCCUGAAGGAGAAGAACAAGCAGACAGAGGUUAACUUAAUGACGGAGCAGGGCCUAUCCAGAGAGAAGACUGAGGAAGUGGGCAGAUUACUUAUGGCCGUCAACAACCUUGCAGAGCAGUGUUACAUGCCGACAUAUGGACCACUGGAGAGCAUGAAUGUGUUGACAAUGAUGGACAUGGUGAAGGAGUGCAUUCUGGACAAGGCGGACACUCACAGGAGAGUGAGGAGGCUGAUGGAGUCAGGUUCUGCAAUGGCAAGUACGACGGCUGUGACAGACAAAAGAGGAAGAGGAUCUUUGAAAGGCAUUGGAAGUAAAACACAAAUCAAAAGUUCAAGCAAAGUCAGUAGGAAGAGCGAGGCAUUUAGCUGAUGUUGUGGUUUUAGUUGGUAUCACAGUGUUGGCUCUGACAGUCAUUUCACACGGCUGUGUCUUGACAGAGAAACGUUGAUUUUUAGAUUGAUAUGAAUGUUGAUUUGAAACAGCUGUGCAGCAAAUAUUGCACUUAACCCUCAUGUUGUCCUGGGGGUCAAAAUUGACCCAUUUUAGUUUGAAAAUGUGGAGAAAAAAAUAAUAUUUUUACAAUGAAACUUCUGAUGUCCACAUUUUCAACAUUUUUGGGAGAUCUUUGAACAUUUUUGGUGGAAAAAAAGAAAUGUAAAAUGUUUCUUAAGAACAUUCACCAAAAAAUAGUUUUUUUUGGUGAAUGUUCUUAAAGAAAAUAUUAAAAGUUUUACUGAUAUAUAUAUAUAAUCACUUUAGAUAUUUGUUGGAUUUUUUUGGAAGAUUUUUACUCAUUUUUCUAAAAUAAUUACAAGAAUUGUCUUGCCAAAUUUGGGGGAUUUGUUUUAAAAUAGAACUUUUAAGGAAUUAUUGAAAUUUUCAUCCUGAAGGUUUUCCAAAUUUUCAGAACUUUGGGAAUUUUUUUGCUGAAUUUUCAGAUUUUUUCAGACAAGGAAACAAUAUUUUUGGUGCCUGUAAAUGAGGACAACAGGAGGGUUAAGAUGUCAAAUACAGACAGUGAACUGAAUCCAAAUGAGUAAGAGCUUUGCAAAUGGUUAUCACUGGAAUCACUGUUUGAUUUUAAAAUAAAAUGUUCACAAUUAAAUGAUGUUAUCAGAAAGUACUUAUCAAGACCUAAUAUGCAAAGAUAUGCAUGCAGUUUCCUCAUGUAUUCAAAUUGUACAUACAGCAAUGAGAAACAGACAAUAAAUAUUUGAAAUGA